CUCCUCUCUCUCUCUCUCUCAUUUUCCGUUUGAACUCCAAACCAAAAGCCCCUUAAAACACAACUUAACCAAUCACCUCACUCUCUCCUUUGUUCGAACUUUAACCGGCAAACAUCAAUUAAAUCGUAACUAAACUCCCCCCAACUGUAUUAAGCUUGACUCUACGUAGAUUAACACAUACAUACAGUCAUCGAUACACACGCACCCUUUGUUCUCUCUCUCCUGUCUCCUGUGUAUCAAACGGGGGAAGAGAGCAUUUGAAGUUAGAGAGAGAAAGUGAGCAUGGCGUCAGGUUACAGAAACGGCGUUCACAAGGGGGGGUCGGUGAAGGUGGAUCGGCCCUUCUCUGCUCCUCCGUCUAGCCUCCGACCUUCCUCUUCCUUCAAAUCGCAUCGUCCUCCUCCUCCUGCCGUCCGCCGCAGCAGCCCUUCCUCCCUCGGCGGAGCCUCCGCCAAGUACGACGAUUCUGUUUCUGGAAGAGUACGAGUGGCUGUAAGAUUGAGACCACGAAAUGAUGAGGAGUUGGAGGCAGAUGCAGAUUUUGCCGACUGUGUGGAAUUGCAGCCAGAGCUUAAAAGGUUGAAGCUUCGGAAGAACAACUGGGAUUCAGAUACCUAUGAAUUUGAUGAGGUGCUCACGGAAUUUGCUUCACAGAAGCGUGUAUACGAAGUCGUUGCAAAACCGGUUGUGGAGAGUGUCCUUGACGGUUACAAUGGGACAGUGAUGGCUUAUGGUCAGACUGGUACAGGAAAGACACAUACUCUUGGACGCCUGGGUGACGAAGACACAUCUGCUCGAGGUAUCAUGGUUCGAGCAAUGGAGGAUAUAAUAGCAGAUAUCACUCCGGAGACUGACUCUAUCUCCGUGUCAUACUUGCAGAUAUAUAUGGAGACUAUCCAGGAUCUCCUAAAUCCAGCAAACAAUAAUAUUGCCAUCGUUGAAGAUCCAAAAACUGGUGAUGUUUCCCUACCAGGUGCAUCACUUGCGGAAAUACGAGACCAGCAGAGUUUUAUGGAGCUGCUGAGAUUAGGGGAGGCUCAUCGAUUUGCUGCUAACACAAAGAUGAAUACUGAAUCUUCUCGUAGUCAUGCUAUUCUCAUGGUACAUGUUAAGAAGUCUGUCUUGGGAGCUGAAGCUGCUUUUUCAUAUGAAAAUGACAAUCCUUAUCAAUCGGUGAAUAAUUUUAAGCCACCUGUUAUUCGAACAGGCAAGCUGUUUCUUGUGGAUCUUGCUGGUUCUGAGCGAAUUCACAAGUCAGGAAGCGAGGGACAUACUUUAGAAGAAGCCAAAUCAAUCAAUCUCUCUCUAAGCGCAUUAGGGAAGUGCAUAAAUGCUCUGGCAGAAAAUAGCGCUCAUGUCCCAGUUCGAGACUCCAAGCUUACAAGGUUGCUUAGAGAUUCAUUUGGAGGCACAGCAAGAACUUCAUUAAUUGUGACUAUUGGCCCAUCUCCACGUCAUCGAGCAGAGACUGCAAGUACAAUAUUGUUUGGGCAAAGGGCUAUGAAGGUGGAGAACAUGCUCAAAAUUAAGGAGGAGUUUGACUUCAAAAGUUUGUCUAGAAGGCUUGACAUACAACUUGACAAACUCAUUGCGGAGAAUGAGAGGCAGCAGAAAGCCUUCGAGGAUGAAAUUGAAAGAAUAAAUUUAGAAGCACAAAGUCGUAUCUCUGAGGCUGAAAGAAAAUUUGCGGAUGCAUUGGAGAGGGAGAGAGUUAACUGUCAGAUGGAUUACAUGGAAUCAAUUAAAAAACUUGAGGAGAAGUGGGUGCUGAAUCAGGAAAAGCAUGGCAAGAAUGGCUUCACCAAUGGCAGUUAUAGUGGAGAGGUGCACGUGGGCGCUGUGAAUGAGGAAUCUGAGGUCAAAAUGUUGCUUCAGAAUGAAAUGAAUUUAAGAAAGGCAGCUGAAGAGGAAAUCAACAUUCUCAGAAAUCAACUUUCUGAUUCGAUGCCGUCAGAGGCAGGAGGAGAUGUAGAUGUUGUGAAACUUCAAAGAUUGCUAGACGAUGAAGUACAUCAGAAAAAGAGACUUGAAGAAGAAGUGAUGGUGUUACGAAGUCAGCUGUCGCAAUUGACUUUUGAAGCUGAUCAAAAUGGGCGUCUUGCUAGAGGCAAGUCUGGGAAUUCCUUUACUGGUGUAGAUCCUCCCUCCCAUCCAAGACAUUCGCCCGUCAAAGAUGCAGUUAAUGGACACAUGGCAUCAAUCACCAAUCUCCAUGAACAAGUUGGAUUGCAAAAGAUUUUCUCAUUGCUAGAGUCGGAAGAUCCUAAUGUACGGAUUCAUGCUGUGAAAGUAGUGGCCAACCUAGCUGCUGAAGAAGGAAAUCAACAAAGAAUUGUGGAAGCUGGGGGUCUCACUUCCUUGCUGAUGCUUCUUAGAAGCUUGGAGGAUGAAACCGUUCGGAGAGUAGCUGCUGGAGCAAUUGCGAACCUUGCUAUGAAUGAAGCCAAUCAGGAAUUUAUAAUGGCUGAAGGUGGAAUAAAACUCUUGGCAAUGACAGCAGCUGAUGCUGAGGAUCCGCAGACUUUACGCAUGGUUGCUGGAGCUAUUGCUAAUCUCUGUGGGAAUGAUAAGCUACAAAUGAGGCUGAGGUCUGAAGGUGGCAUUAAGGCGUUGCUACAAAUGGUGAGAUGUAGACAUCCGGAUGUGCUUUCCCAAGUUGCACGAGGAAUUGCAAAUUUUGCUAAGUGCGAAUCCCGAGUAUCUACUCAUGGGACAAAGAAUGGACGGUCUAUUUUGAUAGAAGACGGUGCGCUUCCGUGGAUCGUCCAAAACUCCAACAACGAAGCAUCAUUAAUUAGGCGUCACACUGAGCUUGCUCUCUGCCACUUGGCGCAACAUGAAGUGAACGCAAAAGACAUGAUCAGUGGAGGCGCUCUUUGGGAGCUGGUACGGAUUUCGCGUGAUUGUUCUCGAGAGGACAUUAAGGCUCUUGCUCGUCGGACCAUGACUUCCAGCCCGACCUUCUACGCUGAGUUGCGGCGGUUACGGAUAGAUUUAUAGAUACGGGGUUUUGAUCGGAUCGGAUAGGAUUGCUCCUUUUAGAUGUUUCCUCAUUAGAUAUGUACAGAGGAAGGUGAUUAGCUCAUGCUUUGCAUAACCCCAUUGAAGCAGCCUACUUGAGGUAAUGUGCAAUUGUAGCUGUCUGCUGUUUAAGGGUGUAUUUUUGCUCAACAUUCUCCUAAAUUGUUGGGGGAAGCCACCCAUUGCACCUGCUUCAGUCUUUGAUCGUGUAUAAAUUGAUUUCUCACCCCUUUCCAUUGUAAGUUUCAUAUUCUUCUGUUUUGUAAUAUACUUUGAGCUAACACAAAUCACUCAGGUUUUAUGAUAUUUUACGGAGCAAGUAUAAAUCGCAGAGCUUUCAUUA
Messenger RNA from Rhododendron vialii, 3364 nucleotides. Its product is annotated as kinesin-like protein KIN-UB. The coding region runs from base 283 to 3000 and encodes 905 amino acids. The transcript is spliced from 19 exons. NCBI's taxonomy places the organism in Eukaryota, Viridiplantae, Streptophyta, Magnoliopsida, Ericales, Ericaceae. Gene Ontology annotation, molecular function: microtubule motor activity; microtubule binding; ATP binding. The record is from RefSeq and is a predicted model, not a curated record. Gene Ontology annotation, biological process: microtubule-based movement.